Terrapene triunguis (Three-toed box turtle) is the source of this 2441-nucleotide messenger RNA. Its product is annotated as zinc finger protein OZF-like. The coding region runs from base 780 to 2441 and encodes 553 amino acids. NCBI's taxonomy places the organism in Eukaryota, Metazoa, Chordata, Testudines, Emydidae. Gene Ontology annotation, molecular function: RNA polymerase II cis-regulatory region sequence-specific DNA binding; DNA-binding transcription factor activity. The transcript is spliced from 3 exons. The record is from RefSeq and is a predicted model, not a curated record. Gene Ontology annotation, biological process: regulation of transcription by RNA polymerase II.
CACAGCAACAAGGGAGACCAGAGCCCCGUCCUUCCCCCCAGCGAAGCCUCUGGAGAUUAUGCUCUAAAUCCAGCAUCUAUUUGCUCUCCAAGCAGGGACCAGUCACCCCCUCCCCCAGCUCAGCUGCGUUUCUGUUCGCUGUGCUGCUUCCCCUGUUACUUUACUGAGCUGAGCACAAGCUGGGGUGUGAGGCUGAGUGUGCAGCCAUGAUGCGAUGCAGUGAGAGCAGAGCGCAAGCAGGCAUGAGGAAUGCUCAGAGAACUGAACCCUGUCAGAGAGUGGUCUGGAGCCUUCGGUAUUUUCCAGUUCUCUGCUGAGAAACCCAGUCUGGCCAGAGGAAGGGGAAGCAAGGAAACGCCUGGAGAGGUUUCUGCUCAGUACCUGAAGAAUCCACGAACAAACAGGAGCGGCAUCAUACAAAAUACAUUGAACUGCAGGGAACAGCUUCAGAAAGACACGAUGAGGAUGGUUUCUAGGGCUGUGAUAAUGGGCCACGCGGCAGGACCUGGUGAAAUCUGAAACCAAAGAGGAACCUAGGAGAGAAAUCCACUCCUGGUGAAAGAAGACCCAGCACACUUGCCGAUAUUAGACUAUGGAGACUAUGUGAUGUGGGGAGAGACUCCCAGAGCAGAAUCUUCCUAAUGCAGCCCCCACUAGAGAGAAAUCCUAUGUGUCUGUACAGCUCCUAGCACAAUGGGGCCCUGACCAGGUUAAGGAUCAGUGUUAAAUACUAAUACUAGAAAUACCUUUCCUGUGCCAUAAGCUGGCGGGGAAGGAAGAUGCUCAAAGCCCCGCAGAGCCCUGACCCGGACGACAGGCCGUACAAGUGCACCGAGUGCGAGAAGUGCUUCCGGCAGAAGAAGAUCCUCAAAGCCCACCAGAGCAUCCACACCGGAGAGAAACCGCACAUGUGCGCCGAGUGUGGAAAGAGCUUCCGGCAGAAGAACAACCUCCGGAAGCACCAGUGGAUCCACACCGGCCAGACGCCCCACCAGUGCGCCGAGUGCGGGAAGCGCUUCAGCGAGAAGCAGCGCCUGCGGAAGCACCAGAAGACGCACACGGGGGAGACGCCGUAUGCCUGCGCCGAGUGCGGCACGCGCUUCAGCCACAAGCAUAACCUGAAAACCCACCAGCGGGUGCACACCGGCGAGACGCCCUACAAGUGCCCCGAGUGCGAGAAAGGUUUCAAACAGCAGAACCACCUCAUCAGCCACCUGCGCACCCACCAGGAGGAGAAGCUCUACAGGUGCACCCAGUGCGACAGGUUCUUCAGGAAGAAGCCCAACCUGCUGAAGCACGAGAAGAGCCAUGCGGGGGACAGGCCCUACCGCUGCAAGGACUGCGGGAAGACCUUCAAGCAGAACAACCACCUGGUGAGUCACCAGAGGACCCACGCCGCAGGCAGCCUCUACAUAUGCACCGAGUGCGGGAAAAGCUACAGCCAGUGGGCACAUCUCACCACUCACGAGCGGGCCCACGCCGGUGAGAAACCCUAUAAAUGCACUGAGUGUGGGAAAGGCUUUGGGCAGGAGAAGAUCCUCCGAGAGCACCAGCGAAUCCAUACAGGCGAGAGGCCGCACAAAUGCGCUCACUGCGGGAAAAGCUUCACCUGGAGCACCAGCCUGAUCAAGCACCAGCAGAUCCACACGGGCGGCAAGCUGCACGCCUGCACCGCGUGCGAGAAGAGCUUCCGGUGGCGGCACAGCCUCCUGCAGCACCAGUCGGUGCACAGCGGCGAAAAGCCGCACACCUGCGCCCAGUGCGGCCGCAGCUUUGUGGAGAAGCAGGCGCUGAAGAAGCACGAGAGCAUCCACACGGGGGAGAAGCCCUUCACCUGCAGCGAGUGCGGGAAGAGCUUCCGGCAGAAGGGCAACCUGGUGUCACACGAGCGAAGCCACCUGGAGGAGAAGCCGCACCGAUGCCCCGAGUGCGGGAAGUGCUUCCGGGAGCAGCGCUUCCUGGCCACCCACCAGCGCACCCACACCCAGGAGCGGCCCUACCAGUGCGCCCAGUGCCAGAAGCGCUUCAGUGCCAAGCAGGGGCUCCGCAUCCACCAGCGCCUGCACACCGGGGAGCGGCCCUUCCACUGCCCCCUCUGCGGGAGGAGCUUCACCGAGAGGAAGAACCUCAACAAGCACCAGCGGACGCACAGCGGGGAGACCCCCUACACCUGCGGGGAGUGCGGGAACAGCUACACCCAGAAGUACAGCCUGAAGGUGCACCAGCGAACCCACAGCGGGGAGACCUCCCACACCUGCAGCGAGUGUGGGGAGAGCUUCAAGCAAAGGAACCACCUGGUGAGCCACCAGCGGAGCCACAAAGCCGGGAGCCUCUACAUAUGCGCCGAGUGUGGGGAGAGCUACAGCCAGUGGGCGCAUCUCACCGCCCACGAGAGAAUCCACACCCGGCAGAGCCAGCCUGCAUGCACUGAAUAUCGGUAA